This is a messenger RNA of Lichtheimia ornata, 216 nucleotides long. RefSeq lists its product as uncharacterized. Lineage: Eukaryota; Fungi; Mucoromycota; Mucoromycetes; Mucorales; Lichtheimiaceae. The transcript has a single exon. The record is from RefSeq and is a predicted model, not a curated record. Bases 1 to 216 code for a protein of 71 amino acids.
AUGACAAAGGAACGGCUGCAGGAUUGGGAUGACAAAGAUUCUGGUAAUGGAUUCCAGUUGCAUUCGACGUUUGGUGCUUGGCUACUCCCUAAUUUCCCAUAUCCUGGAUGGUACAAGAAACGCAGCUACGAUCUGUUUACGGCGUUCAAUACACAUGAAGCGGCUACGGCAAUGAUCCGAUACCGAAUGGUACAAGGGCACAGCGACAGCCUUUAG